Molecule: messenger RNA, 2066 nt
Organism: Haliotis rubra (blacklip abalone)
Lineage: Eukaryota; Metazoa; Mollusca; Gastropoda; Lepetellida; Haliotidae
Product: riboflavin transporter 2-like
Biological process (GO): riboflavin transport
Cellular component (GO): plasma membrane
Molecular function (GO): riboflavin transmembrane transporter activity
Source: RefSeq, a predicted model, not a curated record
AGCCAGGUGGUAGUUCAGAUUGCGUUCACGUUUGGCUCAGGCAUCAUUCCCACUGACAACGUGAGUGGGUUAGGAAAUACGCUACGGUUUCCUCGAGGAUAUUUGAGGUCAAGUCAUACUCCCGGAAAUACACUGGACCCACUAACUAACAGUAUAUAUACCAUAGCCAGAGCCAUCUACAGUGCUGAACACUGACGGAAGGAAACAUCUGCUAGCUUGUCACCAUGGCCCAGAUCUGCUGCAUCUACAACAAUGUGAAUGUGUGCGUGUAUAUAUUAGUGAUUCUGUUUGGAAUGGCCUCAUGGAUUGACAUAAACGGCCUGUGGGUGGAACUUCCGAUCCUUGUCCAGAAACUGCCGGAAGGAUGGGAUCUUCCUUCCUAUAUGGUCAUUAUAGUCCAGCUGGCCAAUAUAGGACCGCUCACCUACACGUUGGCAAAGUUAAAAUGGACACGCAAACUGAACGAAGUCCCUGUUAUUUAUUUAAUUAUCGGUAUAGGAGGGAUUUCAUGCUUGCUGUUGGCAUUCUUGUGGGACACGACGUCCUAUAUCGCAGGGGCCAUGCACAGUACCGCUCUCCUCAUCCUCAACUUCUUCCUUGCCAUUGUGGACUGUACAUCUUCAGUAGUGUUCCUGCCGUACAUGGCUCAUUUCAAGCCAGAAUAUAUCCCUGCUUUCUUCAUUGGGGAAGGAUUUAGUGGCCUCCUGCCGGGCCUUGUAGCACUUGGUCAAGGUGCCGGGCAGACAUCAUGUGUGAAUCAAACAGUGUACCAAAAUGUCACCAUCAAUGGAACAUCCAUAAACGAAACUUCAUUUGAAAUCAUUACCCAGUAUCAAACGCCAAAAUUUUCGAUCGAAGUAUUCUUCUUCCUGCUGUUUGGAAUGUUGGUUGCUUGUGGAGCUGCCUUUACCAUGUUGCAUUACUGUGAGUUUGCAAAGCUAGAGCAGCUCAAGACGACGAAGGAUGAAGCUGAUGAGUCAACUGAAAUCACAGCUCAGACAGACCUCACGUCCAGCUAUGAACUCAGUGGUUCUACAGCUAAUCCUGUAGCUGACAACUUCCUUGACGCAGCUGACAACAUUAAUUCCAGGACACAAUUACUUACGGCGAAGAAACGGGCAGAAAUUGCUAUAGAGAAAGACAUAUCGCUGGAGGCCACCCGUCACCAGACAUGCAUGACAAAGACAAACUUCUUCUCCUUCCUAUUUAUCACAGCAUGGGUGAAUGGACUUGCAAAUGGGGUGUUGCCAUCUAUACAGUCAUACUCCGCCUUACCAUUUGGCAAUACUGUGUACCACCUGUCCGUCACACUAAGUAGCAUUGCCAAUCCCCUGUCUUGCCUUUUUGCCUUCUUCCUUCCCAUGUCCUCUAACAUUGCUAUCAUGGUACUGACUCUGCUGGGGACUGGCUUUGCUGGGUACUGCAUCGGUCUUGCUGCGAUGAGCCCUGACCCGCUGCUUGUUGGACAUCUAUUUGGAAAUAUUCUUGUGGUUGCAGCAUGGUUUCUUGUCACUUUCGUGUUGACCUACACCAAGGUGAGCAUUGCAUCACUUCUGCGUGUUGAGGGGAAACGUGUGCUGCUGUGGUGUGGAGCGAUGACGCAGGUCGGGUCAGCUGUUGGGGCUCUAUCCAUGUUCCUCCUUGUCAACGUGUUCAAAAUAUUCAAACAAGGCUCGCCCUGUCGUUAGCCAGGGACCUGUUUUGGGGACAUAUCACUAUAGUAACAAAUUCAUCAUAUCAUGUGCAGGCAGUCUUUUGGGGGGGCCAUCCAUUUUAUAAUGCAAGGAAUGGGACUUCAUGUUCUUUUUUCUAAGGUUAGGUCAUAUAUGUACUAAUUAAUAUACACUACAUAUUUUCAAUGAAGUUAUAUAGGUGUUAUAAUCAGUGUCUUUUUUUCAAUUUUGCACAUGUAUUUUAGCAUUACACAUUCCAGUAAAUCCCUUUUAGAUUUAGAUGGGUUGUUUUUCAGAACAAUUCCAGUAGUUACAGAAAUGACAAUGAGCUUUACAUUUCAGAACAAACAAUUAGCCCUUCAAGUGAUUAUUUAUUAAAAAAAUCAAAACAGA